Molecule: messenger RNA, 1812 nt
Organism: Cotesia glomerata
Lineage: Eukaryota; Metazoa; Arthropoda; Insecta; Hymenoptera; Braconidae
Exons: 3
Coding region: 377-1741 (454 amino acids)
Source: RefSeq, a predicted model, not a curated record
UAAUUAAAUAUUAAAUAUUUUAAUGAAUUAAUAAUAAACAAAAUAAGCAAUAAAAUAGCAAAAGAUUAAUUUAAUUUUCAUCCUGCUUCUUCGCUACGCUAUGUAAGCUCAGUAUAAAACAAAAACUUUAUAUUUUUUAUUUAUAAAAAAACAAAACAAAAUUACAUAUAUACAUAAUGAAGUUAUCUGGCCGAUAGUCAAUUAUUAAAUUAAAUCAAAGAUAUUAAUUGUCUCUAAUUUUGUAUUUAUUAUUUAUUAAUUUACAUUUUACAAGGAUUCACUCGAAAUUUAGUGUUUAACAAAGAGAUUAUUUGAUUAAUGAUAUUCUUCGCACCGUGGACUUACCGUCUGUUCAGUGCGGCAACCGCGCUGGGUUAUGGUGAAAUCCUUCUCAAGGGCUUUCUUCCUAUGGAUCUUUCUACCUCUGAUGGUAGUCGCCUUGGUCGCCCAGCAGGUCGAUUCUAAGGGUCACCACCGAGGUCAUCAAGCGCAUCACCCUAAAUGUCAUCAUGUUCAUAAAAAAUCGGUGCAUUCGCAGGCCAUACGGAACAAGAGAUCCGAGCUGUCAACCAUCCAGCCCUUCAGUAAUUUUUUCGUCAAUAAAUCUGUGGCAAAAUCCAGCUAUGAAAAAUCUCUGACAGACUUGGAGAAAUUAUUCGGGCCAAUUCCUCAGGAGCUUCAUAACCAUAUUCGGGUGAAGCGCAAUAAUUUUAACAAUGUGAACCAUCUAGCAUCCGGAGCAUCAUCAGCUUCCUCGGAGUAUCUGAAGAAAUUGGCAGAUUCUUUUGCCGGGCCUGCUGAAGUUGAAAGUGAUGAAGACAACUUGGACGAGCAGUUGAAGAACGACAAACAGGUAGAGGAUGUGAGAAAAAAACGAGAGGUAGAUGAAGAAGAAAUUACUAAUUUCUUCCCGGAAAACUCGCAGGUGGUUAAUUUGAUCCGCACCAAGCGCUUUGGAGAUCCGGAUAAGAGACUUUAUUUGAAGAGGAACCGAAGAAAUAAACUUGAAAAGAAUAUUAGUAACAAAAGUAAUAAAGCAGCGAGAUUGAAACGCAAGAGUAAAGUUAAGAGCAAUAUUAAUUCAAAAGUUAAAAAAAAUUCUCAGGUGAAGAAAAGUAUUAAAAGAAAAAAUAAUAAACCUAAAUUAAAGUUAAAACGGUACUCGAAAAAUCAUAAAAAUACGAAGAAACAUGAUGAAGAUAAAGCGAGAGUUAAGAGACGUCCUGAAGAGUCCGGGGCUAGACCUUUGUCGUCGCUUGAAGAAAUAAGAGACCUUGCUGCGAAUCUUGUUUCAAAGGUCGAUGAGCUCGAAGGAUCGAUUAAGAUUAAUCGACGAUCGGGUAGGAAUCCUCAUGGGUAUGCAUCCGGAAUCAGCAAUUCAAAGCGCCACCGUAUUCUAGGAGCCAGACACUCAGCUAGUAAUUUGAGUGAUUCACCCGGGAAGUUUAAAAUCCGCCCGAUCCACAGAAGGAGGAGAAGAAGGAGGAAGAAGAAAAAUAGGCGGAAGAUGAGGCGUAUGAAUAGGAAUAGAAAGAAAUUCAAGUGCAAAAAACGGGGAAUGGAAAAUAAAAAAUGGGCGCGCUGGACUGAUUGGAGUAGCUGCUCAGUAACUUGCGGUAAGGGACGGCAAAUACGCUGGCGUCAUUGUAGAAGUAAUUGCAAAAAUGCUGAAACGGAAAUGGAGGAAAAAACUUGUCAAUUACCAGCUUGUGCACCUGCUGGAUUAUUCGGUAUAUUCUAAUUAGCCACACUUAUUAUUAUUAUUAUAUAUUAUUAUUUUAAUUUAUUACUAUCAUUGUAGUUUUAUAUAAA